Molecule: messenger RNA, 2209 nt
Organism: Acanthaster planci (crown-of-thorns starfish)
Lineage: Eukaryota; Metazoa; Echinodermata; Asteroidea; Valvatida; Acanthasteridae
Product: cytochrome P450 2J3-like
Biological process (GO): xenobiotic metabolic process
Cellular component (GO): cytoplasm; intracellular membrane-bounded organelle
Molecular function (GO): oxidoreductase activity, acting on paired donors, with incorporation or reduction of molecular oxygen, reduced flavin or flavoprotein as one donor, and incorporation of one atom of oxygen; heme binding; steroid hydroxylase activity
Source: RefSeq, a predicted model, not a curated record
GGAAUCCACAACAAAGGGGAACAUGCUUAUAAUUAUUGUCAGGUGUGACGAAAAAGUUUCACCCAAGAGACGCACUCAGCACAGCAGAACCUUUCACCCACUCGGGUAGUAUUUUUUUGUGCAUACAGUCUCUUGCCAUAAACUUUGCGAUAAGAAGAUAAACUGCCGGCUUUUCGUCUGAAGUAUGUGAAUGGUGUAAACAUAGAGCUGGGAACAUGGUAUAAAUAAGCGGGCCAAUUGCACAGUCCCAGCACUCCCCAUACAGACUCGCACUGCUGAAGUUAAAUAUGGCUAAUCAAAAUUCUGCCCUGAGUUUCCUCUCCUUUGCCCGUACCGCGCUCAAUCUCCAAUCUGCAGCCAUCUUCCUGUUGAUUUUCGUCGUGGUCUUCAAGCUAUUCCGACGUCCAAAGAACCUUCCCCCGGGGCCCUGGCGGUGGCCUUUCCUCGGGAACUUCGUGGCACUGACUCGGUCAGGGAAACACAUCCACGAGGUGUUGGCGGAGUGGGCCCAGCAGUAUGGAAGCGUCACGUCGGUCGGUCUGCGUCCGGCAGGGGAUCCUGCCAUUGUCGUGAGCGACAGUAGCAUCGCCAAGGAGUUGCUGUCAAAACAGGGGGAGCACCACGUUGAGAGGUCCUGGACUCCGCUUACGUCAAAAAUUGAAGACAUACAAGGGAGCUUUUUAUGGAGCAAGGGCGAGACUGCCAAAGAAUCGAGGCGUUUCGGCCUCGGCGCCUUUCGAAAAAUGGGAGUCGGCAAGAAAAGUCUGGAGCACAGAAUCAACGAAGAGGCUCGAUACCUUGUCGAACGUAUCGAGGCCGAAAAGAAUCGGCCCUUUGAUCCGAACCUCCUUAUCCACAAAGCCGUGUCCAACAUCAUCUGCUCCAUAAGUUUUGGGUCCCGCUUCGAUUACGAUGACCCCAAAUUCAAGAAGUUACUGGACAGUAUGCGAGUUGUUUUUGAGAACGAUGGACUGUCUUCAUGGGGAAGGACGUUUCCCUUUCUCUACCACACUCCUUUUUUGGCAAAAUUGAGAGAAUGUGUCAGAUUUGUCAAAGAAUAUAUCCAAACUGUAGUUCAGGAUCAUCAAGACUCCUAUGACGAGAAUGAUUUCCGGGAUAUCAUUGACAUACUUAUCGAUGACAUCAAAGGAAAAGAGCAGAUCGGAUCUAGGGUGGGCACGGGGCCUGCUCCGACCAUCACCCACCAACACAUCUGGCGGGGUAUCAUGGACUUGUUUGGCGCUGGUACGGACACAACUUCAAAUACCUUGCUGUGGCUGAUAUCCAUCGUCCUCAAGUACCCCGAAGUACAAGAGAAGAUCCAGCAAGAGAUUAAUGAAGUGGUGGGAAGUGACCGUCAGCCAUCUUGCGAGGACCGCCCCAGCAUGCCCUACACCAACGCGGUCAUCAGUGAAGUCCAGCGCGUACGUCCCGUGGCACCCUUUACUUUGCCGUACGCGACAACACAAGAGUUUCAGCUGAAAGGACACACUAUUCCCAAGGGAAUAAAAGUGAUUAUAAAUCUGUGGGCGAUGAUGAACGACCCCAAGGUUUGGGAUCGACCAGAGGAGUUCAAUCCUGGACGUUUCCUGAGCAAAGACGGCAAGAAAAUGAUUCAGCACGAAGCCUUCAUACCAUUCUCAACAGGUCGUCGGAGUUGUCUGGGUGAAGGGCUGGCCAAGACGGAACUGUUCCUCUUCGCUACUAACCUCUUCCAGCGGUUCACAUUUAAGCCACCGCCGGGGGCGUCUAAACCAGAACUGAAGGGAAUCCUAAACCUCACCUUUGUUCCAGAGUCGUUUACAGUACGAGCAGUUAAGCGUUAGAUUUUAUAAACGGCUUUAACAGAGGUUGAUCAGCGUCUUUUUGAAUGGCAGAAUUGGACAAUUGUACUACCUCGUUAAAGUAUAUUUCAAUUCAGACGCACGUCUUGUUAGUUGAAUUGGGUAACCCUCAUAGGCAUGAGAAGACAGGAAAAGGGAUGACGAGCAAUCGUUGUAGAUGACCUCAUUUUUAAGUGUCAAUGUAAUGCAACCAGUUUAAAUGUAUUCGGUUUAAGCUUUCCGGGUAACAAGAUAAAGUUUCUGAAGAAUGAUGCAUGAUUGCAUGGCUAUCGGUGUUAAUUUUCUCUUGAACUUGAAUCUACUGGAUGUCGUUUAACUAUUGUCAUAGUUGUAGCUAUAAUCGUAGUUCUAUUUGCAAAAGAGUG